Staurois parvus is the source of this 573-nucleotide messenger RNA. Lineage: Eukaryota; Metazoa; Chordata; Amphibia; Anura; Ranidae. The record is from the annotation of a GenBank genome assembly.
CCGGACCCUGCAUUCACUAUAUCUGGCCCCCCGGGCCCUGCAUUCACUAUAUCUGGUCUCCCCGGACCCUGCAUUCACUAUAUCUGGUCUCCCCAGACCCUGCAUUCACUAUAUCUGGCCCCCCCAGACCCUGCAUUCACUAUAUCUGGUCUCCCCAGACCCUGCAUUCACUAUAUCUGGUCUCCCCAGACCCUGCAUUCACUAUAUCUGGUCUCCCCAGACCCUGCAUUCACUAUAUCUGGUCUCCCCAGACCCUGCAUUCACUAUAUCUGGUCUCCCCAGACCCUGCAUUCACUAUAUAUCUGGUCUCCCCAGACCCUGCAUUCACUAUAUCUGGUCUCCCCGGACCCCGCAUUCACUAUAUCUGGCCCCCCCGGGCCCUGCAUUCACUAUAUCAGGUCUCCCCGGACCCUGCAUUCACUAUAUCAGGUCUCCCCGGACCCUGCAUUCACUAUAUCUGGUCUCCCCGGACCCUGCAUUCACUAUAUCUGGUCUCACACAGUACACAGAAUAAGGAAAUGCAAUUAUUUAAGUAAAUAUAAACUGCUAAAUACCUUUUCUCAUCAGCAGUUA